Medicago truncatula (barrel medic) is the source of this 1826-nucleotide messenger RNA. Its product is annotated as serine/threonine-protein kinase STN8, chloroplastic. The record is from RefSeq and is a predicted model, not a curated record. The transcript has 4 exons. Gene Ontology annotation, biological process: protein phosphorylation. NCBI's taxonomy places the organism in Eukaryota, Viridiplantae, Streptophyta, Magnoliopsida, Fabales, Fabaceae. Gene Ontology annotation, molecular function: protein kinase activity; ATP binding. Bases 92 to 1567 code for a protein of 491 amino acids.
AAAGUAAUGAGAAAUAAAAAUGUUUCAAGUACAUGAAAACAAGCUGAGAGACACUAAUAACAUUGUUUUUUUGUCUUAAAAAGUAACAUUCAUGGCUUCCUUACUAUCUACAACAACUACACCUACACUUCAACAUACUCAUAAUAAAAUCUGCUUCUCUCCUCUAAAACUCACCACUCCAUUAAGCAAUUCUUUCUUAACAACAUACCUUUUCAACAAGAAUCACUCUACAAGGUGCAAUGCAUUUUUUGAUAUUAUCCCCAAAGACUUGUUAUUGAACAAUACAUUUUAUUUGGAUAAGUUUCAGAGUGUGAGUGAGGAUUUAUCAGACAUGCAGAGGUUGGAGAUUUUGGUCUUUGUUGGUUUGGCAUGGUUUUAUCUAACUGCAAGACCAGGUGUUCUUAUUGGUGCUAUUGAUGCAUACCUUUUGGCUCCAAUGCAAUUUGUUUUGGAUAGUUUAUCUGGAAGGAGAAAUUUGAAGAGGAGUGAUUUCUUGAUUGGUGGUAAGAUAGGAGAAGGGUCAUUUGGUGUUGUUUAUUCUGCUGUUUUGGUAACAAAGGAUGUGAAAGAGAUGAUGCUCAAGAGUGGAGGAGGUAAGUUGGAUGCUAAAUCUAAGGAUAAAGUCAUUCUUAAAAAGGUGAAGGUUGGAAUUGAAGGAGCUAAAGAAUUUGGUGAUUAUGAAGAGUGGUUCAAUUAUAGACUCUCAAGAGCAGCUCCUGAAACAUGUGCCAAGUUCCUUGGAAGUUUUGUAGCUGAUAAAACCAAUUCACAAUUCACAAAAGGUGGAAAAUGGCUUGUUUGGAAAUUUGAGGGAGACCGCACUCUUGCUGAUUAUAUGACAGAUAAAAACUUCCCUUCGAACUUAGAAUCUGUCAUGUUUCGAAAUGCGUUGCAAGGUAUAGACUCUUCAAAAAGAAAUGCAUUGAUCAUCAAGCAAAUAAUGCGCCAAAUCAUUACAUCUCUUAAGAAAAUUCACGACACUGGCAUCGUUCACAGGGAUGUAAAGCCUUCCAACUUGGUUGUUACAAAAAAAGGGCAGAUUAAACUCAUUGAUUUUGGUGCAGCAACAGACCUUAGAAUUGGAAAGAAUUAUGUGCCUAAUUAUACACCUUUGGAUCCUGAUUACUGUCCUCCUGAACUAUAUGUUCUACCACAAGAAACACAAAGUCUUCCUCCAGAACCAAUUGCAGCUUUAAUCUCACCAAUCUUGUGGCAGUUAAACAGUCCUGAUCUCUUUGAUAUGUAUUCUGCUGGAAUUGUACUCUUGCAAAUUGCAAUACCAACCUUAAGGUCUCAAGCUGCUUUGAAGAAUUUCAAUUUGGAAAUGAGGACAUAUGGAUAUGAUUUGAACAAAUGGAGGGACUCUACUCGCAUGAAGUCUAACUUCCAAAUCCUUGAUAGUGAUUCUGGUAGAGGUUGGGACUUAGCAUCAAAGCUUAUCUCCAAAAGAAGUUCCGAAAGAAGAAGGCGUUUAUCUGCUGCUUCUGCUUUGAGGCAUCCUUAUUUUCUUCUUGGUGGUGAUCAGGCAGCUGCAGUUCUUUCUAAAUUCAGCUUUAGCACAAAGUGAACAGCUUAUAAAUUUUUGGUUUGUUUGGAUAAGUUUAUUUGAGUUUAUCUACAGGCAUAAACACGUGUGAGAUUGUUUGAGAAAGCUUAAGGAUACGGCCUAUAAUAUGCCCAUAAACUGUUUCUAGCUUAUUUUCGUAAGCUCUCUUGGAUAGCAUAUUAAAAAAACUUAUAGCUUGUAUAUAAGUAGUUUGACUUAAUUUUAUCUUUUGUUAUACACAUAGCUUAUAAGAGCUUAUACUAUAAACACUUAAUUAUAA